Molecule: messenger RNA, 2159 nt
Organism: Symbiodinium sp. CCMP2456
Lineage: Eukaryota; Dinophyceae; Suessiales; Symbiodiniaceae
Source: the annotation of a GenBank genome assembly
GACUAUUGGCCGACGAUCUUGAUCAGUUGCAGUUGGCUGAGGAGCUGGAGCAGCAGGGGGCUAUUCUUGAAGAGCUUCAGAGGUUGUUAGCUCUUCAGGCAGAAGAGCAGAAGCUUGCAGAGAUGUUGGCUGCAUUGCAUGAUCAAGAUGGGGCCGAUCACCAGGAUACGCUGCCGUACGACCUUGCCGACUCGCUUGCUGCUGAGAGGUCUAUGGAGAAGGCUUCCGGCCCCGGAGUCGUGGUGCACGAGAAGCAAGGGGAUGGGCAAGAUGUUCGCAGAGAGCUGUUCCCACCCGUCCCCACGGUAGAGGAGCUGAAUGCAAGCAUCGCAGAAGCACCAGGGGUUUUGCUAGCAGACGAAAUCCUGCCCGAAAGCGGCAUCUCUGAAGCACCCGAAGACUCAGCAGAUGAAGUCAUGCAGGAGACCAGCAUCGCAGAAGGACUCCAAGACACCGUAGCAGAUGAAGUCACGCACGAGACCAGCAUCGCAGAAGGACCCGCAGACACCGUAGCAGAUGAAGUCAUGCAGGAGACCAGCAUCGCAGAAGGGCCCGAAGACUCAGCAGAUGAAGUCAUGCACGAGACCAGCAUCGCAGAAGGACCCGAAAACACCGUAGCAGAUGAAGUCGAGCAAGAGACCAGCAUCGCAGAAGGACCCGAAGACACCCGAGCAGAUGAGAUCAUGCCCGAGAGCCACAUCGCCGAAGCACCCGAAGACCCAUUAGCAGAUGACAUCAUGCCCGAGAGCCGCAUCGCCGAAGCACCCGAAGACUCAGUCAUGGCCGACAGCACCAAUUUGGUAGAGGCAUCCUGCACAGAGACAGAGCCCGAAUCUUGCGAGGAUCAUACAAAGCAUUACGAAUGCAUCGCUCCAGGCACAGACAGCAUGGGUUCCAAGCCAGCUUUGAGGCGAAGUGAUCGAGUUCGCCCCUCAAUCCUGGAUGGUCUGGCGGCUAUUUCGCCGGCAGAGCAGAACAAGCUGGCUCGCCCCAAGAAGGGCAAAGCCGAUGGGGAUGACGAGGAUUCUGCCGAAGCUCCCAAGUCCCGGGGCAGAGGUCGGGGCCGAGGUGGAAGAGGUCGGGGCCGAGGGCGAGGCCGGGGAACGAAGAAGCCCGAUGCAAUGGACGAGGCGGACAAAGCUGGUGGGCCCAAGAGAAAGCUUGGGGGUCGGGGCGACGACGAAGACGACGAGCCAGCUGCCCACGCAUGCAAAGCCAAGCCGAAGGGUGACCUGGCUUGUUGGCUCUUCUGCUUUCCACAAGAGGAUGCUGGGCGAGGAGCACCAAGUGUGGACCCGAAGCAGGCAGCAACAGCCCCGAAAGUUUCCACAGGAAGACCACGUGUGGAUCCGAAGCAAGCAGAAGCCCCGACGGUUUCCACAGGAGCACCAGCCGUGGACCCGCAGCAAGCAGCAGCCCCCAAAGUUUCCGCAGCACCAGUCGUGAACCCGAAGCAAGCAGCAGGCCCCAAAGUUUCCGCAACAGCACCAGUCGUGAACCCGAAGCAAGCAGCAGAAGGCCCGAAAGUUUCCACAGCAGCACCACCCAGGAACCCGAAGCAAGCAGGUGCAGCCCCGAAAGUUUCCACAGCAGCACCGGCCGGGAACCCGAAGCAAGCAGCCCCGAAAGUUUCCGCAGCCGUGAACCCGGAGCAAGCAGCAGCCUCCGAAGUUUCCGCAGCAGCACCACAUGAGAACCCGAAGCAAGCAGCCCCCGAAGUUUCCUCUAAGGAAGCAGUCCCGGAAGCUACUCGAGGAUCCAGCUUCGAUAGUGCUUGGAGGUAUUGUGCGACCUUGCCCAACACCCCACUAGACAAGCCUCAGUCGGACCACGCCGAGAAGAGUCCACCUGGCCAGAAGCACAGGCAGAUGGCAGACAACAGCUUUGCCUGGGCAGCGAGCAAAGGCAGGCUGAGAACAAACGAAGUGCAUAAGACCGAGGAGGCCAAACUGAUCAUCGAAGAGAAGUUUGUGAACCGCACCGAACGAGGAUCCAAGAAGACUAUGUCUGCUGAAGGCGAAGAUGAAGACGGCUAUAUUAUGGACGAUGAUGUUCCCGGUGCCGAAGCCGACGACAUCGUGCACAAGCCUUCGGAUGGUGCCCCCUCAUCCAAGAGCAGGCCGUCCGUCCUGCAAGGAGAAGCUGAAGAAGAUGAAUAA